Sceloporus undulatus (fence lizard) is the source of this 9332-nucleotide messenger RNA. It is a transcript of the gene SLC5A3, whose product is annotated as solute carrier family 5 member 3. The coding region runs from base 435 to 2582 and encodes 715 amino acids. Gene Ontology annotation, molecular function: D-glucose:sodium symporter activity. Gene Ontology annotation, biological process: transmembrane transport; inositol metabolic process; myo-inositol transport. NCBI's taxonomy places the organism in Eukaryota, Metazoa, Chordata, Lepidosauria, Squamata, Phrynosomatidae. The transcript has 2 exons. Gene Ontology annotation, cellular component: plasma membrane. The record is from RefSeq and is a predicted model, not a curated record.
CAGGGGCCGGCCCUGGGGUGCCUCCAGCCCGGCUCUUCUUAAGCCCCGCUCCCGCUCCUUCUCCUCCUCCUCCGCCGUCUCCUCCGCCAAGAUGCCCCGCUACGAACUCGCCCUGAUCCUCAAAGCCAUGCAAAGGGGUUGGUACAGUAGGCCUCAGUAGACUUAGCUGCAACUAAGAAUUUCUCCUACAUCAACAAAGUUAAUGGUGAUGCUCUUGUGGAUUGGCGAAUAAAAGUUCACGUUAAAUAUUUAAGAAGCGGAGAAAACAAUUUUUGUCUUCUCAAAGUUGUACCACAACCACUACCAUCAAGACAGCAAACAAAUGGACAAAGACUUUGAUCCAGAGUGUUUGUAAAACUAAAGUGAUUAAUCUUCCUAAGGCUUGAGGUCUGUGAUCUGGACAUCAACACUUGGAAGUUACUUUGUUUACAAAAAUGAGGGCGGCUUUGGAACCAGCAGACAUUGCUGUUGUGGCACUGUAUUUUGUGCUUGUCAUGUGCAUAGGCUUUUUUGCCAUGUGGAAAUACAAUCGAAGCACUGUAAGCGGUUACUUCCUAGCAGGGCGAUCUAUGACAUGGCUAGCAAUUGGUGCUUCCUUGUUUGUGAGCAACAUCGGGAGUGAACACUUCAUUGGGCUUGCAGGAUCUGGAGCAGCAAGUGGAUUUGCCGUGGGGGCAUGGGAGUUCAAUGCCUUAAUGCUUUUACAAGUCUUAGGAUGGAUCUUUGUUCCAGUAUAUAUACGAUCUGGAAUAUACACCAUGCCUGGGUACUUAUCCAAACGUUUUGGAGGGCAUAGAAUUCAAGUAUACUUCGCAGUGCUGUCUCUAAUACUAUACAUCUUCACCAAACUUUCAGUAGACUUGUAUUCAGGUGCAUUAUUCAUUCAAGAAUCACUGGGCUGGGAUAUUUAUUUGUCAGUUAUUUUGUUGAUUGGAAUGACUGCAUUGUUGACAGUGACUGGGGGUCUUGUGGCAGUCAUUUACACAGACACAGUCCAAGCGUUGCUUAUGAUUAUUGGUGCCUUCACACUUAUGAUCAUAAGUAUUAGAGAAGUUGGAGGGUUUGAAGAGGUUAAAAGAAGGUACAUGUUGGCAAAACCAAAUGUUACAUCAAUCUUGUUGACACAAAAUCUUUCUAAUACUAAUUCCUGCCAUGUUGACCCAAAGCCUGAUGCACUGAGAAUGUUGCGUGAACCAACUGAUGAAGAUAUACCUUGGCCUGGUUUCCUGUUGGGGCAAACUCCAGCUUCUGUAUGGUACUGGUGCGCAGACCAAGUCAUUGUUCAGCGGGUUCUGGCAGCAAAAAAUAUUGCUCAUGCCAAAGGAUCCACUCUAAUGGCAGGUUUUCUAAAGCUUUUGCCUAUGUUCCUUAUAGUUGUUCCGGGAAUGAUUUCACGGAUACUAUUUCCAGAAGAUAUUGCAUGUAUUAAUCCAGAACACUGUAUGAAAGUUUGUGGGAGCAGAGCUGGAUGCUCUAAUAUUGCCUAUCCACGUUUGGUAAUGAAGCUUGUUCCUGUUGGCCUGCGAGGCCUUAUGAUGGCUGUUAUGAUUGCUGCACUAAUGAGUGAUCUGGAUUCCAUAUUUAAUAGUGCCAGUACGAUAUUCACACUUGAUGUCUACAAGCUCCUUAUACGGAAGAGAGCAUCAUCUAGAGAACUGAUGAUUGUUGGAAGAGUUUUUGUUGCUUUCAUGGUGGUAAUAAGCAUUGCUUGGGUCCCAAUAAUAGUGGAAAUGCAAGGAGGCCAAAUGUAUCUAUAUAUACAAGAGGUAGCAGACUAUUUGACACCACCAGUGGCUGCUAUAUUUCUGUUGGGUGUAUUUUGGAAGCGUUGCAACGAGCAAGGAGCCUUCUUUGGUGGAUUGGUUGGCUUUGCUUUGGGAGCUGUCCGACUGAUACUGGCAUUUAUCUAUCGUGUUCCGGAGUGUAAUCAACCAGACACUAGACCAUUCUUUAUCAGAAGUAUCCAUUAUAUGUAUGUUGCUACUGGGCUGUUCUGGAUCACUGGAAUUGUGACAGUAAUAAUUAGCUUUCUUACACCACCGCCUUCAAAGGAACAAAUUCGGAUGACAACGUUCUGGUCUAUGAGAAGCAGAAAAGUAAAAGAGAGCACUUCUGUGGGCAAUUCUUUGAAAACACAAGAGAAGACCAUUUUAAAAUAUAGUGAAAGUCCCAAUCUUGCCUCUUUAGAUGGAAAAUCUGAAGAAAAUGUUAAAAAUGAUUCACCAGAAAAUGUCAAUCUUCUAAUUACUUGCCGUGAUGACAGCAAUCCAGUGAUUUCUCUAAGUAACUCUGAGGUUGAGACACCAGUUGAUUGUUACUCUAAUGGCCAGGCAGCUUUGGUGGGCCAAAAGAAGAUUGAGGAGGAGACAGAAAGUGGUGACAAAAACUGGAAGUUUAUAGAUUGGUUCUGUGGUUUUAAAAGUAAAAGCAUGAAUGAUAGAGUCAUCCCAGAUAAGGGGGAAGAUGAGACUAUUUGUCUACAAAUGCUGGAAGAGACCCCCAGAGUUAAAUUACUACUAAAUUGUGGACUAAUUUGUGUGUGUUCACUUGGUAUAUUCAUGUUUGUUUAUUUUUCUUUGUGAACAAAUGUGUAAUUUUAAAGGUAUACUCAAAAAGAAGUAAUGGUUGCUGGAGAUAUAUUUAUAUAUAAAUGUGUGUGUUUGUGUCUUACAUCUCAGGCAUUCGUUACACUAUUAUUAUCAGCCAAACUAUUUUCAACCAAUCUGAAAAUCAUCAGACUUUCUACUUUACAACAUUGCUGGUUUAGCACAGAAUGUCUGGGGAAUUUAAUGUUCAGAACUAAAAACUGAGUUUUAAUAUACCAAAGUAAGAAAAAAGAAGGGUGUGUUAAAGGAGAAAUAUUACAGCAGUUUGUCAAAAGUCCUGCAAAAGUAAAAAUGACAAUUUCAUAUCUGGUCAAACCUGUUAUGAAGCAUGUUGCAUAAUAUUUUUCAGCAUAAGCUGAUGCCAACUUCUCAAUUAUUUAAAUAAGUAAUUCUUCAUGGCUCCCCAUCUUUAAACAUCAGAUCUAGUUAUAUUCAAAACGAAUCUUGAAAAUUUUAAUUGAAUUGUAUCUGUCACUUCAUACUUCACAUGGCUGGAAAUUUUGAACUGCUAAAUCCUACAGCUCUUUGUCUUUUCCAGAGAACCAAAUAUAUAUAUUUUUUUCAGAUGUGUGCAUAUGCUGCCUCCUUUAGUGUUCUGUUUAGCAGCAGUGAUUUAAAACAGAUUAUUUACAAAGAAAAUAGAUGCUUUCAAAGCAAUGUGGGGAAAAAAUAUCUGGAUCAGCCUACCCUACCCUUGCCCCGCCCUCACCUAAUGGGCUACAACUCCCAUCCCUUCAUUAGCCUGGCUGAUAGGAUUGUGGGAAUUAUUGUCUGGCACAUCUGGAGAACAUCAGUUUGGGGAAGGCGGCUAUAGUCAGUGGGUACAAUAUGAGUCUGAUUGGUACGUGUAUUACUGGAUAUUGUAACAAAAUACUUGUCAUGUGCUUUUGUUGUUUUCUUAGGUUUGAAUUUUGUUCAUUAAUAUAUUUAGGAGGAUAGUCAUUCCUCCCAUUGUAUGUUGUUAGAGGGGGGAAAUAUAGUAUCCCUUCACAAAGCCAGUGUCUGUAAAAUUUGUAUUUAUACUGUAAUGGUUUGUCUGAGACUGUUCAGAGAUGGAUAUGGAAGUAAUUAUAACACAGUUCAGUUAUCUGAUUAUAACAUGUUGAAUGGGAAAAGCAGAAUACAGUUUGAGUCUCCCUUAUCUUGGAAUUCCAAAUUCCAAAAUGUUCCAAAAACCAAAACUUCUUUCGUGGGUGGCUGAGAGAGUGACAUCUUUGCUUUCUGAUGGCUGUGUACAGAAGUAUGUUUCAUGCACAAAAUUAUUAAAAGCAUUUCUUAAGAUUACCUUCAGGCGUAUAAGGUGUAUGUGAGACAUAAAUGAAUUUUAUUUUUAGACUUGAGUCCUGUCUCAAAGAUAUCUCAUGUACAUAUAUGCAAAUACAGGUAUCCCAAAAUGCAAAAAAAUCUAAAAUGCUUCUGGUCUCAAGCAUUUUGGACAAGGGAGACUCAACCUGUAUAGUAAGCCUUCCAUUUUAUGGCUCUUGGGUUUAUUUUUGGUGCAAGGUGGGUAGGCUUGGAGGGAGAAUAAAACAGGUUUCUCGCCCCACCCCAUUUAAAAAUCAAUUUUUGCAGUUCCCAGGCAUGUUUAGGGUACAUGUCUCCUGUGGGGUUGCUUUGCAUAGUGCUGCUUACACAGGAUUUAUUAAUACAGUACAGGCUUAAAUGGUGAGUACUCUCAACUAAAAUAUCAAUUCCAGCAAUUGUAAUUGUCAGCUUCAGUACAGAGAGAAGCAUUACAGGCAGUAUUUCUCUCAGGCUUGGAUUUUAAUGACAGUCAGACCUUGUCCCAUCUGCAGCUUUAGUAGUCAUGGCAGGAAGAAAUUCCACCCCAACUCCGUUCCCAUCUCCCAGUGCUCUGAAUUUUAUAGAUGGGACUAUAGAGGAUAGUAUUGGCACCUCCCUUUAAGAGCCUUGGCAAUCCCCAGAAAAUUGAGAUGGCGGGGGCCCAUGGUGGUGGAAACUGGCAAAUAUGAGGGAAUUUGGAACUUUUAGUGACAAUUCUUCAGUAUUCUGUCAUGGCAUUUGUGAUUGCUAGUGCCAAUUCAAAUUGUGCCUGGAAGAUUUACAACCUCCAGUGUUAAAGAUCAGAGCUGAAAUCUGCAAUUUAACAAGAAGUGCAUUCAUCUACUUCAGUGUUUGGAACCUGUGGCCUUGCAUGUGUCUACUUCAUGUCCCAUCUUUCCUGACCAUUCAUAUUGGCUGGGUUGGAAGAAAGUUUGAAUACAACAAAUGGAAGGCUUAAGGUUCCACACCCCAUGUUGCAAUGGUUAAAUCUUGGGAGUUAGCAUCCUAACUCAUAAUGGAAGGCAUUUCUUUAUAGAUUUUCUGACACCUUGCAAAUUCUUAAGAUGGCAAGGGCUGCCACAACAGCUGACAAUUAUUCUGGAAUAACUAAAAGAACAAAUGGAGAGAAUUUUAAUUGGUGGUAUUGUCUGUAAUCAAAGUGCCCUGCCAUUUCUUAUUGUAUUAGUGAAACAGCUUGCUCACUAAGGUGACAUUAAUUACUAAAUGGUUCUAGAAUAUAAACAGAAUAAUUUAUUCUGAUAAACUCUUGGCUUUCAUGUUGAACUUUAAAUGGAGCCUGUUGUGUAAUGUACUAGAGAGACUGGUUUAGAUUGCUUCUGUUCAUAAGUACAUGAAUGGUGAGGUUCCUUGUAUACUGGGUUGGGAACCUUUACAAACCAGUGGCCUUCUUUGGCCAAAGCAAGUGAAUGACACCAGCUCUGGAAUGCAGAUAAAUGCAACCACUGCUAAAUAAGAGUUGUUUUUGUCAGCACUUGCAGAGAUGGCUUUGAAUGAAUUGCCAGCUGUCAUUGUGCAGGUGGGUUAGCUCAGGGAUCUCUUUGGCUCCCACCCUUCACUCCUAAGAUGCCUUGCAUAUACUAAGCCAUGUAUGUCCCACGCCUUACUGCCACUUUAAAACAGCAAUGUCUAAUACUCCCUUUGCCCUAAUCCCAAGUCACUUAAUACUUUAUGCACUGUUAUGAAUGUAUAUGGCAGAGUUUAAUUUGGAUCUAAGUCAAUUCUUAAUGCAAUACAGCCAUGUAACAGUGUAGUGCAUAAACAUCUAAAUAUUGGAUUAUUUUACAGUUUAAACAAUAAUGGAAAACUUUUCCAAGAUCUAUACGGGAAAAAAAGAUUGCUAUUUUAUCCAAUCUGGGCCUUAUAGAAAUUUCUGUUCUUUUAUUAUCUGUAUGGUUUAUGUAGCCUACAACAUUUUUGUCAGAUUGCGGCAGUUUCUAAUGCUUUUGCCAGGUUAGAAAACCAGAGGUUGCCUGUCAGUUUAAAACAUCAAAAGCAGUGAGCAGGUUGGUAGCAUUGUCAUUUCUUGCCCAGCUGUACUAACUUUGAAUGAGGGCAGCUAUAGAUCUGGUUAGCACAGUCUUUGGAAAGAAAGGGUGAGCAGAGAGGCUAUUGUAACACUGGGAUGUUUACCUUUUUUCUAUAUCUGAUGUCUUAGGGCAGGUUCAGGUGAACAGCUAAACCAAGUUAAGCCAGAAUAUCAAGGUAUAAUGUAAUAUUCUGAGUUUGUUAAUUAGCCUUGCUUACAGCAAUUGACACUUUGCUGAGCAUGUAACUAGAAGGAAAUGGAUGUAUUCUAAAGUUUCCUGCUGCUUGUGAAGGAGAAAGUAAAGAAAGCAAGUGCAUCCUAGGUCCACUGUAGUGCAUUGAGUCAUUUAAACUGCCCAGAUAAUCAUCCUAACUGAUCUGUUAGGUUACAGGCUGUCUCUGUGCUAAAACCUGUUUCUUGCUAUUUAUCUCUUUAGCGGAAGAUAUCCUAAGUGUAACUUAAAUAAUGUAACCUCCUAAUUUAGUCCUUCUGUAGUUGCAAGAACCAUGACCAAGUUGGGCUUCCCAUAUUCCUUUAUUCUUACUACUGAACAUUCCUUUUAGAAUACCUUGUAAUAAUGCUGUUUCUGUCCAAAUAUGAAAGUGAAUCUGUGGUAGCUUGUUAUAGUGCCUUUUAGUAGAAAAAUAUAACCUUGUUAGGUUAGUGUACCUCAUCUGUGAUGAAAAUACAUCUGUUCUGAUUCUUCACAUUUCUACCGAUGCCAUGAGGGAGCAUUUAUAUUUUUCUAAAUCCUUCCCAUAUGUGUCUCUGUAGUCUUACAAACAAGAAAUUAUUAAAACAGUAGGGUGUAGCCUAAAUUAACUGUUAACGGUAUGGUAUUGAUUUGUUUUGUUUGAAAAGAAGGCUUAAUGACAAUUAACCUCUAAAUAAUAAAACCAUGCUAUCUGUAUGUUGCAUUACAUUGGCAUCUGCUACACAAAUAUAUUUAGCAAAGUUAAAGGUAACUAAAACAAAAAUUGUCCAAAGAAAAAAAGUUACAGCACAUUGUGGUCUCGUUGUUGUCUCUUGGCAGUUGUGCCAAGAAGAACUCUAUUUUAAUAUAAUUUAAUGUCAAUAAAAACUAAGUGUUCUUGAACUUGUAAACCACUGCAAAUUCCGUUUUUUGAUACUAUGAACGAUGUGCUAGAAAUUCUUUUUGUUGCAUUCCAUGAAUAUACCUCUCAUUAGUCUUGUGGUUUGUAGUAUAGACAGAAAGGAUCUUUGCUUGCUGUAGUACAAUUUGGCUGGCUGUGUUCUUGUAGCUAACAGAAAUUCAGAGGGACUGUUCCCCACAGACUGUCAUUAGUUCAUGCCAAGCUUUUGGCCUCUCUCAGUGGCUCUAUCCCAUGCAAAUCUCCCAACGAUGGAGCUGGCCAGUUACCUGGGAUUUCCUUUUGGGUCUCUGGCAAUUUAUUGUGUUGCAUGUAAGCAUAACACUUAAUUGAGCCCUACUUCAGACUUUCAUACUGUGUCUUAAAAGGAGUUUAAAUGUUAAUUUGAAUAUUUAAAGGAAUAGAAGCUUUAUCUGAAGAAACUUGUAUGAGGGCUUUAUAUUUGCACUGUACAGUAUUUAGGGGAAACACAGCUUCUGUUUUGGAAAGCAUUUCUUAUUCUCUUUUGUUGCCAAAGUUUCCCCCCACCCACUACUGCUUUGCUAUUCAGAAGCAACAAGAGGUUAAGUGACUGUGUGUGGACCACAUCUCUUCCUUUCUAUCACCAUUUCAAAAAUCUGAGCAUAGUACUUGUACCUUGAUACUUCAUAAAUUGUCUUGCUAGUUUGAAAUAUCUUCCAAAAAGGAAAAAAAAUAAGGAAAGGGAUGGAGUGUGGGCUAUCAUAUACAGAUAAAUGUACUUGUAGACUUGGCAGACAGAAAAAAUGUGCUUUUGUUAAAUAUUACAGCUUUAUUUUAAAAUCAUUCUUCUAAGAUAAAUUAUGAUAUAUUGGUAUAUAUAUAUAUACACACACACACGUAUGUGUGACCCCCUCAAAGUAAACAUACUAAAUUCACAAAUUAGUUUUUAAAAUUUUAGAGUAUGGCAGUGUAUUUAAAUUAAAGAUAUUAAUUGUUUUUCAGUUUAAUGUAUGUUUUGUGCCUGCCCUUAAAAGUAAAUGUUUUGAAGAUAAAGCUAAUGGUGUUAAUAUGUGAUAUUCUAAAACAAAGAUGUGUGAAAUGCUUAAAGGCUCUUAUCAGAGAAACUGUGCAUAACUCAGUGGUUUUAAAUACGUAUGUUUUUAAUUAACUUUAGGAUAAAUAGUAGUUCUAGAAUGUAAGUAUAUAUAAUUGGGAUUUCUAAUUUCACUGUGAGCUCUUUCAACUUUCGUUGGCAAAAAAGCUUUUUCUUUCUUACAAACAGUUUCUGGGGGUAUUGUUUUGAAAGCAAAUGCUUUAUUUUUGUUCUGAUUGUAUCUAAUAUAAAAUGUUAGGUAGUGACAUCUGGUGACUACUUUUCCAUAGCAUUUACUGGGCAAAGACACUGAGUGAAGAUGAUGAUGACAUAUGACGGUACUAAGUGUCUGUGAAUACAUGCUUUUAAAUGAGGUGGAUAUAAAAAUAGUUGCUGUGCAAAAAAAUUAGUAGUCUUCUUCAAGAAGAAAGCAAAUUCUUUUCUAAUAAUGCUAGAGAAAUACCUUUUUGUUCAUACUCUUAGUUUUAUGUACAGUGUCAAAAGUGAUGCUGCUUUUACCUUGUACCCUUUUGAUAAUAAGUAUACUUUUUCAAGAUAUGUCAGGUGUUUUUCUUUCUGUUUUUGCUGCUCUUGUACUUUUUGUAGCUCUCAUGCAGAUUAUAAAUCAAUUAAUUGCUUUAUUAUUUUUUUAAAAAAAGAAACAGUAAACAAAGAUUUUGCAGACCAAAAACAAAUGAAAUACAGCAUGUCAAGUUUUCAACUACCACUGUAAUUUUGGUGGAAAUGAACCAAAUGAGCAUACAGAUGUAGUGAACCUUGUUGAUUCUAGGGCUCUUUGGUUAAGUUUUAUUUUAAAUGUCCAUUUGACAAGAAGGGACAUUUAAUAAUAUGUAAUAAUCUAGACUGAGAAGUAUUAAGAAAUGAAGUCUCUUUAUUAUUGCUACCGUCCAUAAUGAAAAAUUUGUCACAGAAAAAUGAUUCAAGUACAGAGAAUAUGGUUUGUAUGAAAUUGAACUAAACCUGAUUAAAAACAGUUCUCUUUGCUAGCCCUUGUGUAUAUUGUUUGUUGUAUACUGUAUUUGUAUUAUUUUUUUGCUUCCUCAAUUAGUCUUCAAAAUAAACUCUUAUUAGAGUAUUCAGAUAAUUAAAACUGUAUUUCUUGCAGUUUACAUUCCUUUUGAAUAUUGAAUUUUGUCCUGUCAAAGUCAUUGUAUGGAAAUGUUUAAACUUCUGUACAAAGUUUAAAUAAAAGUGCAAAAUAAAGAUUU